Messenger RNA from Danio rerio (zebrafish), 499 nucleotides. It is a transcript of the gene ndufs6, whose product is annotated as NADH:ubiquinone oxidoreductase subunit S6. Gene Ontology annotation, cellular component: mitochondrial inner membrane; mitochondrion; respiratory chain complex I. Gene Ontology annotation, biological process: mitochondrial electron transport, NADH to ubiquinone. Lineage: Eukaryota; Metazoa; Chordata; Actinopteri; Cypriniformes; Danionidae. The record is from RefSeq and is marked provisional.
GGUAAUGAUCACAGGCAAACAUGGCAGCCAUCCUUCCAAGGAUCUUGUCCUUCGGUAAAAAUACGAAGGUUUUGCUCAACUGUUUGAGAUUAUCAGCAGUUCCAGUUCAGCAGUACAGUGUUCCGGUUUCUAACCAUGGAGAAAUAAUUACCCACACGGGACAGGUCUAUGAUGAAAAUGAUGUGAGACGUGCUAGAUUUGUUGGCAGACAUAAAGAGGUGAAUGAGAACUUUGCAAUCAACCUGGUUGCAGAAGAACCAGUCUCACAUGUAGAGUCCAGGGUGGUGUCCUGUGAUGGAGGCGGAGGGGCUCUCGGCCACCCCAAAGUUUACAUCAAUUUGGACAAGGACACCAGAGUUGGCACAUGUGGAUACUGUGGGUUGCAGUUUAAGCAGACGCAUCAUCACUGAAGAACCAUUUUGUUUGUUUGGGCCAUAUAUUAUUCAACUUUGAGGAUCUAAAACUUUUCUCUGUACAAUAAAUAUUACUAUAAUAUAAA